UGGCGUGAUAGCCCAGCAUCUGCCGCACUGCUCAAUGCAGAAAAAUAAUCUUCCCCAGUCAAAAUACUCGCAGAUUAGACGGAAUCAUUGGGUUGUACGUAGGAGCGUUCGCCGGCCGUGGCGUGCGGGCGUGAUUAUGCCAAAGCGACCACGCGGGCGAGGCGGGCACAGCAGCAGCCUUUCGAAGCAACGCGCAGCUUCAUCAUCUUCCUCCCUCCAGCGAGCCAGCGGUCCUUCCACUGUCUUCUCUUACUUUGCAGCCAAGGCUUAGCGGCGUGCAUGCAGCGCCUGCGCCUGCGCCUGCGUGCAUGCUAGCGUCUCCUUGGAGCAAAGCAAGGCAUCCCCACGUUAGACUAGAGCAAAAGCACGGCGAUCCCGCCCAAAGUCCACCAAGGAUCGGACGCAAGAAUUACCUAGCUAGCUAGCUCUCCGCGCAAUGGCCGGCUCGGCAGCCCAAGCUCCCACGCAAACCGGCCGAAGGACGCCGAUUCCCACCGCGCUCGUGCCAGCGGCCGUGCUGCUCGCCGUCGUCGUGGCCGUCCUGUCCCUGCUGCCCUCCGUGGCCCAGGCGGUGUGGGAGCUGCCCCACCUCUUCCUCCUCGGCCUCGUCAUCUCCUACGGCGUCUUCGCCCAGCAGAAGAACGGCGCCGCCUCCGCGGGCGACGGCGACGCCACCAAGGACGGCGCCCGGGCGUGGAACUCUCGGUACCAUCCUGACGACCCGCUCGUCGUGGUCGCGCCCGGCCACGCGGAGGGCGAUGACGGGGACGACGGCGCGGGCGGGAGGCCGUUCUCCUUGCCGGUGCGGAGGCUGAGGACGGUUGUGGAAGAGCCAACCGAAGCCGGUGGCGCCAGCGGAGAGAGCGUUGGCGAAGAGACGGACAGCUCUGAGUACACGGCAGGAUUCUGGGCCGGCGCGCCCGCCGCUCCUUCGCCGCCCUCCGUCCUUGACUCCUUUGACUCGCGGAAGUUCAAUGCGGCCACGCCGCCGCCAACCAUGUCGAAGGGGUUCCCCGGCUACGAUUCCGCGUCGCCUCGUGACCAGUCGUCGUGUAACGAGGAGGAAGAGGCGGAGGAAGUGGAGGAGGAGGAGGAGGAGGGCACAGAUUGGGACGAGGAUGCUGAUGGGUCGGACGAGAUGACCGCCGCGUCGUCAGAAAGGUCGUUCCCCGGCGACUUCGUUGCCUGCCGCAACCGUCGCUACGACGGCAGCGGGGAUGGCGAGUCUGUGGACGAAGAACUUAUAGAGCUGGCCACCAGGCCGGGACCGGACGAGGUGGACAGGAAGGCCGACGAGUUCAUCGCCAAAUUCAGGGAGCAGAUCAGGCUGCAGAGGUUGUAGGCUUGAAGCCGGCCAAGCGACGUAGGCAUGCAUCGCAUCCUGCGCACACGCGGGCCAAUUCUUUUGGCCGAUGAAUCGCCAUCCUUUCAGCCUUUUCCAAAAUCGCCAUUCUAUUUAUUUUUUUACAAUCUUAACUAAUUACAUCUUAACUAGCUAAAAUUAUAAAAAAUAAAUGAAAUGAUGAUUCUGAAAAAGGCUGAGAAAGAAUAAUUCUGGAAGAAUCGGCCAAAAGAACUGAGUGCCACUGCGAAUGGAGAGAGCAUGGCGAUUUGUGAACUUCGGUUUUUUUCCUUCACGUGUAAUAUCACGAGCCUUCCUGUAUCAUUUUCUUUUCUCGUUUGGAGCUUUAAAUUGUUAUCAUUAUUACAUCGUGGAAAGAUAAUGAAAACCACUGUGUUGACACACCAA
Hordeum vulgare subsp. vulgare (domesticated barley) is the source of this 1750-nucleotide messenger RNA. RefSeq lists its product as uncharacterized. The transcript has a single exon. NCBI's taxonomy places the organism in Eukaryota, Viridiplantae, Streptophyta, Magnoliopsida, Poales, Poaceae. The coding region runs from base 437 to 1342 and encodes 301 amino acids. The record is from RefSeq and is a predicted model, not a curated record.